ACGUCGUAAUUUCAAGAUGGCGGCGCCCAUGUGGAAACCUGCGCGUGUAGCGUGCACGUGCACGUGUCACAAUUAUGUGUAAACUAAGUUUUUAGGAGUUUCAAAUGUUUGACAGACCGUGAAAUAACAAGAUGGCUCUUUUUCAUAUGCAAAGAUUUGUAGAUGGAGAAAAGAGUCACAUGGAUGAAAGCAGGUCUUCAGAAUCGAUCCUGAAAAGACUCCAUGAGAAAGCCAGAGCACGGGAGAGGCAGUCCGCCGACAGCUCUUACCAAAGUGGAAACAAGGAACAGCAAGGAAGGAGACCAGACGAGAAUUCUGAUGCCAAACAGAAGAGAUUUUCAGAGAGUCAGAGGACCAGGGAAAAGUUCAAAAAGAGAGUGCGCAAAAAGUCUUUGCCUCCAGAGGUCAUCCUGAAGAGGUUACAUGCAAAGGCCAAGAGGCGUGAGAGGACAGCCCCACAGGUAUCGGCAGACCUCUCAGGCGGCAUUGCCGUGCCUUCUGGUUCAGCCUUGAAAAAAUCUUCUGAAAGAGGGAAGGAGUUACCAUUGGGAGUUUCGGAUAAUGACAAGAAUGGUGACCUGUCUCCAAGCAUAUCCAAGAAAAGGAAGUCUGGUAGUGCGGCUGUAAGCACUGCAGGGAAAAAGAAGAUCAAGAAAAUGCCUCGGAAGGCUGCAAAGGAAACGGAAAGAGAUUCAGGUGAAUCAAGUGAGGAGAAAUUGAAAACCUCCUCACAGACCUCAUUUUCAAUUGCGGAAAGCACUCAGAAAGACCCCAACAGAACAGAGGAACAUCAGACUCACAAAGUGAAAGACUGUGAAGGACAAGCCGCUGCUAUGGACAGUGCUGUUUCCAGAGUUCUUAACAAAUUAGCCACAGCUAAGAACUCACAAAAGAUGUCUGCAAAAAGAAGCAAGCAAAAGCGAAAGUUAAGUGGGUCAUCUGGCAGCGAUGUCAAAGACAAGAAGCAUUCAAAUUUGUCUUCCAAGAAAGUACAGACAGGGGCAAAAAAGGGUCCAAAUUCAUCCUUGUGGAGCAGUUCAGGUGAUAACGAAAGUGCUGAUGAGGAGCAUGAAGAUAUGAUACCGGAACCUGACAGGGGGUCGCCAGACCAGGAGCCCCAUCCCGUGAAAGAGGAUAGCAUCGGUGAAGAAAGGAGCAGUGAAAAUAAGAUCCCAGAGGAAGUAGAAUAUGAAACAACCGAAGGCAGGACAGCAUCGCAGAGGAUGAGACAGAGGAAAGCUUGAUGUUGCCAGCUGAUGAUGUCAGCGCAGAUGUGGAUGGUGAGGAUGGCAGUACAGGCCAAAAUAACGAUGAUGAUGGAAAAGAUUCAGAGAAGGGAUUCACUGUGCUUGGAGGCGAGAGAAAGAAGAAGAAACAAAAGGUGGCCAGGGUACUUCCUGAUUGGUUGGCUCAUCCUACUGUCAUUGAGCAUGAUCUGAGGAAGCAUAGUGUAACUGUUGAGGAGAUGGAACAACUGGACUCGCGGCUGGUCAGGAGUCUACUUGAUGAAGGCAUAAAGAGUCUCUUUCCAGUUCAACGCCACGUCAUACCAGUCAUUUUGGACUCGGCCAGGCUGGGCAUCCAUGCAGGGGAUGCGGGCUACCGGCCAAGGGACCUGUGCGUGUCGGCACCCACUGGCAGUGGGAAGACCCUGGCCUUCGCCCUGCCCAUCAUCCAGGCUCUAUUGGACCGAGUGGUCCCGCGUAUCCGUGCCCUGGUUGUCCUGCCAACCCGUGACCUGGCGCAGCAGGUCAGCAAAGUCUUCAGCUCGCUGUGCAAGGCAACCGAUCUCAGACCGGCUCUGAUCGGCGGCUUGAAAAAGUUUGCCCAAGAGCAGAGGAUGCUGGUUCAGACAAGCACUGGGGAGACCCAGUGUGACAUAGUAGUGGCUACCCCGGGCAGACUAGUGGACCACAUCAACAAGACCCAGGGCUUCACACUGCAAUACCUCCGAUUCUUGGUGAUUGACGAGGCAGACCGCAUGAUGGAACAGAUCUCCCAGGAUUGGAUCAGCCAGGUGGAGAAGUGUGCAUUCACAGGGAGCAGGCCGGCACCGGGUCCUAUCACUGUGGAGAGCUGCCGGAAGAUCAGUCUCCCACUGCAGAAGCUGUUGUUUUCUGCGACGCUGUCCCAGAACCCCGAGAAGUUAAUUCAGCUAAACUUGUUCCGGCCACGUCUCAUCACGUCCGUCGUGACCAGCAAGAGCCGCCGAAGAGAUACCCAGCUGGGGGAAGGCAAGAUGGAAGAGAGAGGGGAGUUUGUAGGGAAAUACACAACUCCAGUGGGGCUGAAGGAGUACUACAUCCAGUGCACGCCUGGUCAGAAACCCCUGCUGGUCCUGCAUCUCGUCCAGACCUUGAACCUCCGCCAGAUUCUAUGCUUUGCCAACACCGUGGAGGCUACCCGUCGCCUGUACCACCUUAUCAAGCUAGUCGGGGGCGUGGCUGUGGCCGAGUUCUCGUCCAAUCAGACGGCAGGUCAGCGCCGGCAGAUCCUGAAGAAGUUCAAGGCCGGCAAGAUCCAGCUGCUUAUCUGCUCUGACGCCAUGGCCCGCGGGAUGGAUGUUGAGAAUGCUAAGUAUGUGAUCUCCUACGACAUGCCACCGUACAUCAAGACGUAUAUUCACCGCGUAGGAAGGACUGCAAGGGCAGGCAAAACGGGGGUCGCUUUCACCCUCCUGCAGCCACAUGAGGUGCCAAAAUUGCUGAAGAUGCUGAAGCAUGCUGGGAAGACUAACAUCCAGAAGCAUGGUACCGAUUUGCGAGACCUGGACCACCUCGUCCCGGCCUACAAGAAAGCCCUGCAACAACUGCCUGGAGUUCUGAAGAUGGAGAAAUUUCACUCAUUCUGACGGAAGAGAAAAAUGCUGGGAAUUGUCUCGGCAUGUUGAAGUCGCAAGGUAUCGGUCAACUGAGGCGCUAUUCCAUUCAAAUCCUAAAUACAUGUGUUACCAGGUUCGGAGCUGUGAGAUGAAAAAGGAAGAUUUUCUUUGGACCCUUUUGUUUCGCGAUAACUUUGCUCAAUGACUUUUAAAUCGUAUGUCAGUGAGGCAAGAUGAAGAGCGCCCUCUCUCUUCCAAAAGUCACAAGUAUACCUAAAAAAGUUGGGAGGGGUUCAAUUCUGAUGUAAUUAUGAGAGAAUUUGAAGUACGUCGUUCAAAUAAGGCAAAAUACAUAAAUCAUAGCACAUUUUAGCGUGAAAUACAUUUAAUCAGGAAAUGAGGGGCUGGUAACACGUGUACUAGCACAGGGAAUCUCAUAUUCUCAGCGUUAUAUUCACUACAGUAAAAAAAAGUAAUGAUCGUCAAAUACAUGCACCUGGUAAGGCGCAAGAAUUCUUCUCUUUUUAACAUACAUAGAAUCAAACCGGAUGCAAUACUGUAUACAUGUAUUUACCGAAUACGAAACAUCGAUCUUAAAAAGAAUCAUUGCAUAUUGAAAAAGUCCUCAUAUUUUGAUCACUACAUUUCCAUAAUCCUCUGUAAAAAUUGAUGUGUCUCCAUAAUCAUUUCAUGCCUCAUGAGGAAUGAAACAGGACAGACUUGUUAUGCAUACAUGUACUUAACACGAUUUGUAAACAUUAUUUUGCUGUAGCACAGUGUGAACAAGUGCGGUGGUUGUGACGUAUAAGAUGAACCUUUUAUUCUACACUUUCAAAGAGGCACAAGCUGGUAUCGUUGUUGUCUUUAGAGUGCCGUAGCCUUCUGGUUUAGAGCAUCAGAUUCGUUGUUCGGUAGGUAAAGCCAUACGUUGCGGGUUCGAAUCCAGCCUGGGGUCAUGGUGCUUGUGCUCUUGGGCAUGGCACUCUAUUACUCAUUGCCUCUCUCCACCCAGGAGUAAUUGGGUACCCGCGAGGGCAGAGAUGGUUACUGUGGUUGAUUUAGCUGCAC
Molecule: messenger RNA, 3889 nt
Organism: Acanthaster planci (crown-of-thorns starfish)
Lineage: Eukaryota; Metazoa; Echinodermata; Asteroidea; Valvatida; Acanthasteridae
Gene: ddx51
Product: DEAD-box helicase 51
Molecular function (GO): ATP binding; nucleic acid binding
Source: RefSeq, a predicted model, not a curated record